AUGCCGUCCCAAAUUGCCCCUCCAUUUAUCCCAGAGGCUUCCCGCCUAACGCCCCCACCCCCGCAAUUCACUACAGACCCUGAGGGCCCAGGUGUCCCCAGUGACCCGGGCAGACCCCAGUGGCACAACUCCCCGGAGACUCCUGAGAGCCCCCGGGUCUGGUACACGGCCCCGCGGUGCGGAUGCGGGUGCGGGUACGGGUGCAGGUCGGAGACCUGGAGCCCAGCCCGGGUCGCCGGGCCCCCCUGCUCGCCGCCACCGCCACCGCCACCGCCACUAGGGCGCCUGGGCUGCUUUGUUUACUACCUGUCGGAAGGAAAAGGGUCCGUGACGCCCCCCGCGUGCGGCUCCAUGACCCGAAGUCUGUCGGGUGGACGCACGGCCGCCAGCGACGCGUUUGGAGCUCCUGGGCGCGCUCACCUGGCGGCCCGCCCGAGCCUGGGCGCCGCUGUAGCCGGCUGGUCCCGUGCCCGGCGACCUGACCCGCGCAGUCACCUACCUGGCGACAGGCAAGGAGGCCUGGCUGUGGGAGGCAGCGUGAGCGCUUGGCCUCCCUCUACCUCAGGCGCCCCCUCUGCUCUCCCAGGACCCUGGGCUGUGCUCCUUUUCCCACCCAGGAGAGGCUUUAUUCCAUGAGCGAGAAGGGGAAGUCGAGGCCCAGAAAAGUUAAGGUCCCCGCCCCAGCUCUGACAACUAAACACGGGGGUGCAGAAGUGGAACCCACGUUUACCAGGGAACUCUGCAGCCUCCAGCAGAGCUUUGCUCCUGGUAGUUACUGGGUACAUUUGCAGUGAACGUUGGCCUGAGCCAGGACCUACUUGGGAACUGGAAGAGUCUGUUGAGCUGGGCAGGGGGUAGCCCUUGAGGAGACUUGGGUACCACGGGAGGGUUUGGGGCCCUGAGCAUGAUAGGGCUGGGAGACUCAAGAAGCCGGGAAGGGCAGGUGCCCUGGAGAGUGGAGGGGUGGUAGGGGCCUGAACUUGAGGAGGCUUUGAAGGCCCCCCUGUUGGGAGGGGACACGAGCCAAUGAGAGGUGAGAAAUGAGGCCUCUCUUAGGUAUUAAAAGUGGGGGCGGCCUGGGGAGAGCGGGCGGGGGGGGGGGGGGGCACUUGGGCACAGUGCUACUGUAGUGGAAGGAGGAAUGGGGUGCAAUGAGAGACAGUCUGUGACAACCACUUUGUGGAGGAAGAAACUGAGGGGCACAGGGGCUCAGACACCUGUCCAGGGCCCUACAGCCGGCCGGUCUCAAGAAGCUUACCCCCAACAUGCACUGUUUCUGUGACUUUCACUAUAAGCUGUGGACACACUGUGUCCUGAUGCUCAUUCUGGGUGGCCGGGCAGCCUCUCUGGGCCACCUUUCAGGGUCUCUGUGGUGUCAUAGGUGAGAGGGGCGGAAUGGUCCCUGCUUUCCUUCCUCCUGGAAUGUUGUGGCCCUCCCACCUCUGAUCUGACCUUGUCUGAAGGGAAAUACACUGGACUUUAUUCAC
This is a messenger RNA of Herpailurus yagouaroundi (jaguarundi), 1487 nucleotides long. Its product is annotated as formin-like protein 20. The transcript is spliced from 3 exons. The record is from RefSeq and is a predicted model, not a curated record. NCBI's taxonomy places the organism in Eukaryota, Metazoa, Chordata, Mammalia, Carnivora, Felidae. The coding region runs from base 1 to 636 and encodes 211 amino acids.